Molecule: messenger RNA, 448 nt
Organism: Drosophila busckii
Lineage: Eukaryota; Metazoa; Arthropoda; Insecta; Diptera; Drosophilidae
Product: spidroin-1
Exons: 2
Coding region: 77-415 (112 amino acids)
Source: RefSeq, a predicted model, not a curated record
GUGAUUGUAUAAAACGGCGGCUCAACUGAAACUAUUUAGUUAGUACAAAAUUAAACGUGCACCAACAAUAUUCAAUAUGAAAUUCCUGAUUGUUUUCGUGGCUCUGAUUGCCGUUGUUGCGGCACAUGGAUAUAGCGGCAACCAGGGCGGUCAUGGCCAGCAAGGACUUGGUCAGGGUGGACAUGGUCAGCAAGGAUUUGGCCCGGGAAAAACUGGCCAGCAAUUCGGUCAGGGAGGACACGGUCAGCAAGGACUAGGCCAGGGGGGCCAUGGACAGCAAGGAUUCGGUCAGGGUGGACACGGUCAGCAAGGAGGACGUGGCCAGCAAGGAUUCGGUCAGGGUGGACACGGUCAGCAAGGAUUCGGCCAGCAAGGAGGACGUGGCCAGCAACAUGGUGGACGUGGAGGCUAUUAAGUAUAUAUGGACUGAAAUCUAAAUAAAAAACUA